AUGGUACCAACUCCUAAAACACCUAAAACACCUAAAACGCCUAGAAGUAAAAAAGUUAUGUCUUUAGCAGACAAACUUAAAAUUUUGAAUCUCAUCCGAGAUGGUGAAAAAAUAGCUUGUAUUGCGAAAAUAUUCAGUGUCAACGAAUCAACUAUUCACUCUAUUCGGACGAACGAGGACAAAAUUCGAAGCAGCUCUGAGAUAUUAGGCCAACAUGCGACUUCGGUAAAAGUUGUUCGACGAAAUACACUCGAGAAAACUGAAGAGAUGUUGUUGAUUUGGUUACAAGAUUUGAUCCAUAAAAAAAUACCAGUCUCUACAGCAGCUAUAAGAGAUCAAGCCAUUCAGUACCACAACUAUUUGAAUACAAAAUACGAAAGAAAUGACGCUUCACAGUUUGAAAUUUGCAGGUUAGUAGUGUCGUUAUUAAUCGUGAAAGUGCAAGUGCAGACCACGAGGCUGCUCGCCACUUUCCUCCAAUACUUCAAGAAACUAUUUCUGAAAAAAAAAUACGUGCUGGAUCAAAUAUUCAAUUGCGAUGAAACGGGAAUUUUUUGGAAAAGGAUGCCGAAUCGUACGUGGAUUGCAAAAGAAGAAAAACGGGCUCCGGGAUUCAAAGUCGCUAAAGAUCGCUUCACUCUUUUAUUCUGCGCAAAUGCCUCAGGAGGUUUCAAAUGUAAACCAAUGCUGGUUUAUCGUGCCGAAAAUCCAAGAGUUUUAAAAGGAAAAAACAAAGAUCACCUUCCUGUUUAUUGGAAAUCAAAUAAGACUGCUUGGGUUACACAAGUAAACUUUGAACAGUGGUUCAAAGAAUCUUUUAUACCUAAUGUGAAGCAAUACUUGUUGAAAAAAAAUUUAGCGUUCAAAGUGCUAUUAUUGCUAGACAAUUGCAAAAGUCAUCACAGCAUAGCCGAUAUUCAUCCUGACGUAGAAGUCAUGUUUUUUCCGACGAAUACAACUUCUCUCAUUCAACCUAUGGACCAAACCGUGAUUGCGACUUUCAAAGCCUAUUAUUUGAGAAGAGUCAUGAAAAAAAUGCUACAAGAAGUCAAUCAUCAUCGCACUUGUGACGGUUUCGAUUCCACCUACGUUGUCAAAAUGUUUUGGAAAAAAUUUUCUAUUCUCGAUGCCAUCUCUUUGGUUGAAGAAUCAUGGACAGAAGUUAAACCUACGACUGUGAGUGCUAGCUGGAAAAAAAUUUUGUCGACCGUCGAUGCUGAGACAGCCGUUGUGCCAGAAUAUCAAGAACCCGUGCAAUCAAUCAUUCAUUUAGCUCGAGAAGUUGGAGGUGAAGGUUUUGAAGACCUUCAUGAACCCGAAAUUUUAGAGGAACUUGUGAUGCCAGUCAGAACAGAUCUCAGCGCUGAAGAAGCAGAAGAGCUUAUUGUGCCAUUGCCUCAAGACAAUCUUCAAGACAAUAAAGACGUAGUUCCAACUGUAUUUGGAGGAACAGUAAUUUUAGAAAUUAUAAAUUUAUUAAAAACAGCUAAGGAAACAGCUAUAGAACGUGACCCAAUAGUAGUUCGGAGUCUCAAUUUUAAGCAUAACUGUGAAAAGGCAGUCGAAGUUUAUGAAGAUUUAUAUAAAGAUGCGUUGAGACGUGCAAAACAAUCUCGUUUGACAGACUAUUUCAAAUCCAAUUGA
Molecule: messenger RNA, 1644 nt
Organism: Phymastichus coffea
Lineage: Eukaryota; Metazoa; Arthropoda; Insecta; Hymenoptera; Eulophidae
Product: tigger transposable element-derived protein 1-like
Exons: 2
Coding region: 1-1644 (547 amino acids)
Cellular component (GO): nucleus
Molecular function (GO): DNA binding
Source: RefSeq, a predicted model, not a curated record